GGAGUCUGCAGCUGACCUGUACUCCUUUCGGUAAGAGUCCUCCCCUCUCUCCUGACCUGCACGCAACACGUUUCAUGGGGUAGCGGCAGAUGAGCUCCUGCUAUUUUCAUUCACUUUCACAGUGCCCAGAGCGUGUAUCUUGUGCUCCUGCCUGGGCCUUUUGCUAAACCUGGAGGGGAAGGAAGUAUUCACAAGCCAGGGAAAGUGAAAAAAAAAGGCUGGAGCUUUGCUGCCUCUCUUCCUCCCAAGCUUGGAGGCUUUGGGAGGGGCUGGGCAACUCUCUGACAAGAUCUGCUUUCCCGCUGACUGCAGAAAUAUGCUUGCUCUGUCGCGGAAAAAAAUGGACAACAUGCAACAUCUGAGAGAUGAACUGGCAAGCCUGGCUGCAGAGAUCAACACUGCGAAGAAGGUGAUCCUGCACUUUGGGAAAGAGGGCCGGGCCCUCCCUGGGCAGCUGGUGGGCUUUUCUUGCUCAGCCCACACACCCCAUCCGUUGCCGGGGGAUGCUGGUUGUGCUUCUCCACCGUAAAGACCCUUCUGGCCAGCUUGUGACGUGGUUGGUUGUGUUUUCCCCAGGAAGCUCAGCAACUGAGAGAAGGCAUGUCUGCAAUCACACAGAUGUCUGGCUGGGCUGUGAAAAGCACAAGUACGGAUGACCCCAGGAAGGCAGGGCUGUCAUCGCACUGAGCUCCUGCUUAGCGCUCCCAAAAGGAGGCUGUGUGGCAGCCUCAGUUCUCUGAGGCACAGGGACAUGGAACAAAAGCACGGGAUGCAAGAGCGUGACUGUGACCGAGCAGGUCUCCUGGGGUUUGCUGUCUCCCAGCACUCACAGACCUCCUGUUGUGUGUCUGAGAGAGAAAUGCUGUCACCGGGCAUGGGGAUCACCUUGUUUUCCUGGGGCACCCACAAAGGGGCUGCCAUCAACCUGCAGAGAUCAUCCAGCAGCUCUGCAUGGCUCUGCAGGAUGUUUUGGUUCCUGCGUAUUCCACCCAUUCUGGAUACCUUUGUGCAGCCUGAUUCUUCCCCGGGAUACUGCUGGCCUUUCCAAGGGUCUGAGAGUGAGGUGCUAAUCCAGUUGCCUGCAAAAGUACGACCAACGGCCAUCACCGUACAGCACACCUUAAAGACAGACUCUCCGCUGAGGACUAUCAGCAGUGCCCCGCGAAAUUUCAUAGUCUAUGGACUGAAUGAAGGAGGCGAAGAUGAAACUCCGCUUGGGACAUUCACCUACACUGCACAGGAAGAGGUUAUCCAGACCUUCCCUUUGCAGGUACAGUGCAGCAGGAUUUUCCCCAGGACCCAUUUUCUGGGGCCAUCAAGCCUCAGGUUUCCAGAGCCACCUGCCUUGCUCUCUGAGGCCUGGCUUCUGAUCUGCAGGGGAGCAGGGGUCCUUUGGUGCGAGGGUGGGAGAGGGGAAGAAGGGAGAAGCUGCCACCUUAGCCAGUGCAGGAGCUGGUCCUGGAGCCAGACCUGGCUGGCAGAGGAAGACGGGCGGAGCCUGCUUUCGCUCCCAACACCCCAGGAGUGACCCUGGGUUCUUUGCAGGAUGAGAUGAGAGACUUCCAUUUCUUGAAGCUUGUCGUACAGAGCAACUGGGGAAAACCGGGGUACACCUGUAUUUAUCGAGUGCAGGUGCACGGGAAGGUGGAUGGAACCAGUGCCAUCAGCCAGAUUUCAGAUGUGAGGAACUCACUUCAGUAAGAAUUAAAGAGGAAAAUGGAGAAAGGAGGAGAGUGAUUGGCCGUUAGUCUGGGGCACAGCAAUGUCAUAUCAGUGGCCUUCUCACAGCUGCCAAACACUGCCUUUUCGCAGGCCAAGGCCUUCCUCAAGCUUUUCACUUUCUCUCCACCACAGGAAUGUUUCUUAAGUGACCAAAAGGAGACAACAUUCCCAUCGCCUUUUCUUGCCUAGUUCCUUGACAAAAUCUUUUGUGGGUCAUGAUCAUCAAAGCACGGGCCCAUUCCAUUCACACAGCACCUUGACUCUGGGGACAGGGUCCAGUGGGGCCCCGCACAGGGUGCAGCCAAAUCUGCAUGAGGUG
Pezoporus occidentalis (night parrot) is the source of this 2041-nucleotide messenger RNA. RefSeq names its product SUN domain-containing protein 5-like. Bases 653 to 1528 code for a protein of 291 amino acids. The transcript has 4 exons. Gene Ontology annotation, cellular component: meiotic nuclear membrane microtubule tethering complex; nuclear envelope. NCBI's taxonomy places the organism in Eukaryota, Metazoa, Chordata, Aves, Psittaciformes, Psittacidae. The record is from RefSeq and is a predicted model, not a curated record. Gene Ontology annotation, molecular function: protein-membrane adaptor activity.